Molecule: messenger RNA, 1746 nt
Organism: Ctenopharyngodon idella (grass carp)
Lineage: Eukaryota; Metazoa; Chordata; Actinopteri; Cypriniformes; Xenocyprididae
Gene: znf830
Product: zinc finger protein 830
Exons: 2
Coding region: 43-1053 (336 amino acids)
Biological process (GO): mitotic DNA damage checkpoint signaling; mitotic DNA replication checkpoint signaling; nuclear DNA replication
Cellular component (GO): spliceosomal complex; nucleus
Molecular function (GO): nucleic acid binding; zinc ion binding
Source: RefSeq, a predicted model, not a curated record
CGCCCGAGAAUCACGUCAUUUUCCCGCGACGAGCCUGCGAAGAUGGCUUCGUUACAGAAGGGGAAGAAAGUGGUAAAUCAAGACGAUUUACGGCGGUUAAUGAGGGAGAAGAAGCGAUCGACGGAGCGAGAGAAGCGCGUGGAAUCGCCGUACGCCAAAUACAACAGUGUGGGUCAGCUGAGCUGCGCGCUGUGUAACGCGCCGGUCAAAUCCGCGCUGCUGUGGCAGACUCAUGUGCUGGGAAAACAACACAAGGACAGAGUCAGCGAGCUGAAGAACAGAGACAGCACACCGACACCAGCUCCUUCAUCCUCCUCCUCAUCCUCAGCGCUGAAGAGAGGCGCGCCGGAGCCCGUGUGCUCUUCAUCAGGGAAGAGAGCCAAGAGUCACAUCGCUGCAGGUGCAGCCGCGGGGCAGCCGGAGCAGACAGCCGUAUCUUCCCGUCCGUCUGCAGGUCUCGGGCUCCUCACUGGACAUUAUGAUGAUGAUGAUGAUGAAGACACCAGCAGUGCAGCUCCAGCUGAGGAGCCGGUCCCGGCUGCCGGCCUCCCCGCAGAUUUCUUCGACAGCAGCGUCUCCGCCGUGCCGCCAGCCGUCUCUCACUCCGGCUCCGUGUCUAAAGCCGAGGAUGGGGACGAGACGGCGCAGGAGAAGAAGGACAACACAGCCGAAGCUUUACCCGAGGGCUUCUUCGACGAUCCGGUGCGCGACGCUAAAGUGCGUAACGUGGACACACCCCGAGAUCACAUGGACCGCGAGUGGGAGGAGUUCCAGAAGGAGAUGCGGCAGGUGAACAGCGCGUCCGACGCCAUCGUGGCUGAAGACGACGAGGAAGGACGGCUGGAGCGGCAGAUCGACGAGAUCGACGAGCAGAUCCAGUGCUUUCGGCGCGUGGAGGUUCUACGCGCCAAACAGGAGGUUGUGAAGAGCGCGCUAAGGAGAGAGAGACGGCAGCGAGACGAGCCGCGGUCGGCCGGCAGCGAGGAGGAGGACGAGGAAGAGCUGAUGCACGUGCUGACGCAGGACUGGAGGGCCAAAGGAGCGCUCGCGUGAUCAAAGACACCUUUACCUGCUGAAGACGUUUCCUGUAAAACUCAUUUCUGACCUGAUUUAAUUCUCCUGAAGUGAUGAUGAUGUGCGUUAAUACAGAGACUAAUUAAAUCAAAACACGGUGUGAACUUUCUGUAAAGCAGAGCAGCUUCAGAGGAGUUUGGACAUGUUUGAUUGUUCUCCGAUUCCUGCAGAAAUCUAUAAUAAUCCUCUGAUGUCCUACAGUUAGUGUCAGUUUUGUUUAACCCAUAUUCAAAAUACACAUCUUUACACGACUCAUGAUGUUUGUUUAAUACCGCAAUGCCUGAUAAAAGCAGACUAGAGCAGAUGAUAGGAUAGUUCACAGAGACGAUAUAAACAAUCGAGCAGUUGAGAUUUCUGCUGUGCAACGAAUGUUAAGGCAGGAGAUAAAUAUAUAAUCUCUGAACCCGUUCAGCUGCACACAAUUAGAAGAUCAUUUGCGAUGUACAGAUUUCUCAUCUGGAAGAGAGGCAUACGCACGUUCAUUCUCUGAGUCACACAUACACAGAUUUGAGAAAUGAUCGUAAGAUCAAAUGUAGGAUGUUUUCUACGCCACAUUUUAUAAAAGAAACCCCUGGAGCAGAGGAAGAUUGUGAAGUUUCAGGCUGUAGGUUUGCGUCUGUACAGUCUUGUAUAAAAAGGUUUAUAUAGCACUAAAUAAAAUGAUCCACGUUC